AUGAUAUACUUUCUUCUUGCUCUGACAGUUGUCUCUGCAUUAACCUGUCCAAAGUAUUCUUGCCAUCAAGGAGGCUUCGAUUUAGGCGAAACAUGCGCCUAUCAAACUAAAACUGGCGACGUAAAGAUGCAAAUCUGUGAAGCUUCGGUAUUCUCUCCAACCUGUAAUGUGAAUCCAUCGAUCACAAAGAAUUUUACAUGUGGACCUCGCCCUCAAAAGACUCUCGAAAACUUACUCCCAGGCCAGUUCUGCUAUUUAGGCUCCCAAUGUUUAUCAGGGAAUUGUUUAAAUAAUAAAUGUGCAGGGCUUCCUUUUGGAUCUUUAUGCCAAAAUCAUGAGCAGUGCAAUGUAGGGUUGUAUUGCAGUUCAUCUGGCAAGUGCUAUGCUCAAGCUUCUCAAUUCAAUUUUUGCAAUUCAGAUUAUGAUUGCCAAAAUCCAGUAAUUUUAUUUUCUUAAAGAAAAAAUUGAAUUUUUUUAAUUUCAAAAAUUUUAAUUUAAAAUUUACUUUUGCAUAAGCACCAAAAUCAAUUCGCCUGCAAUCGCACUUUAUAUAACUCUGGGACAUGCAUACCAUAUUACAGCGUUGCUAAUGGAGACGGAAUUGGGAUGUGCGUCACUGGAUUUUCAGAAGGCCAAUCAAAUUUAUGCCAAAGUGGAGCUUGCACCCAAAUUAACCCUAAUCAUAAUGGAGAAGGAAUUUGUGUGCCUGCUUUUAAGAGCGACAAGCCAUAUCCUUUAUCUUGUAAUGCUGAUGAUGAUUGCACUGCUCACAACAGCGCUGGGACAGGAGCUGUAGGAACAUGCAACUGUGGAAUGGAUAAAAAUGGACUGGCUUACUGCAAUGCUUGGACAGGGGAUCCUCCAGCAGUUAUUACAAGAGCAUUGAUUUCUCAGCAUGUAUCACAACCAGGUAUUUUAAACUGCCAUACGAUGCUCAGAUUUACAUCAUAUUGUUUCCAGCAGACAUUACCAGCAGCUCAAGUCUUAAAUUUGACCCAAAAUAUUUUUAUUCCGCCUUAAAGAGAAUACAAUAAUUGUUGUAUGGAAUUUUUUAGAAAAACAAAUUAUUUAUUUUAAAUGCCUUAUUUUAAUAAAUACGAAUACUUGCAGGCGAUACCCCAAGAUAUCAAGGAAAUGACUACUGCACCCAAACUAUUUAUAAUGCUGACUACUGGAGAGUUUCUGCCUCAGAUUUCACCUGCAAAGCAUAUGGCUGCAGAAGUGAUUUGCAAUGGAAAUAUGACAGCUGUAUGACAUAUCUCGAAGGGUCUAACGAAUUUGCCAUAAAAACUUGUCCAAAAGGUGAUUAUUGCAACUUUGUCCAAAUCCAAGGAAAUCAAUGGAACAAUGUCACUUGUACAGUUGCUCCUACUGCAGCUCCUCUAUACCCUGGAGAACUCUGCACUACAAACUCUCAAUGCAUUUCAGGAUCUUGCACUUCAGGGAAAUGCAAAGGCACAUUUUUAGGCCAACAAUGCCAUGACAGCAGCGAAUGUCAGGUCGGAUCUUACUGCUAUUCAGUCAAUUUUGUAUUUAUUUGUGUGCCUUUAAUUCCUAUCGGUUCUGAUCAAUGUGGCACAGAAUACGAUUGUGUCCCUCAAGCUGGAUGCAAUGCAACAAGGAAUAAUUUCCCAGGGACCUGUGUCAAGUAUUUCUCAGCACCACUCGGAGCCAUUGUGCCAUGCCCUAUAAGUGGAUGGAAUAGCUUAUGCCAAAGCGGAACUUGCUAUAAUAAUGGAAUUGAUGAUAGAGGAACCUGUGUUGAAGCUCCAGUCACCUUGCCAACGUUCCCUGCUAUGUGCACUACAAGUUCUCAAUGCAUUGGCUACAAUUCGAAUUUGAACCAACAAUUUGUGGGAUCUUGUGAGUGUGGGUUUAACGGCGAUGCUCAAAAAUACUGUUCUCCUUUCCCUGGAGACGAGCCUGGUAUUAAGUAUUUGAAGCAGAUUGCAGUACUCAUGACAUCAGAUGCUAUGAGUUUGUGCCAGACAACAAGAAGAUAUUAUUCAGAUUGCUUAGAUAUGGUUGCUAGCGCUCUAGGAUUGGAUUCUGAUAACUAUUACUCAGCCAUGAUGAAUUUCACUAACUUUGUUUCUUACAUUAACAACGAUCAAUGCGUUCAGGCUGUUAUCAACAACGACUAUUGGAGCAGGAUCCCUGAUAAUCCUAAUCCACCUACUCCUACGCCACCUCACAAUGAUACUGGCUCAGCAGGUAUUUUAUCUCUCGGCUUAGCACUAUUAACUUUUAUUAACUAA
Messenger RNA from Blepharisma stoltei, 2258 nucleotides. Lineage: Eukaryota; Ciliophora; Heterotrichea; Heterotrichida; Blepharismidae. The record is from the annotation of a GenBank genome assembly.